Aspergillus niger is the source of this 1220-nucleotide messenger RNA. RefSeq lists its product as uncharacterized. The record is from RefSeq and is a predicted model, not a curated record. NCBI's taxonomy places the organism in Eukaryota, Fungi, Ascomycota, Eurotiomycetes, Eurotiales, Aspergillaceae. The transcript has 4 exons. The annotation marks the transcript as partial.
AUGGCCUGCGCGGGACCCGAUAGGGACCUUCCAGGUGUAGUGGCUAUGGUCGUGGAUAAAAACGGCGACCAAGUAUUUGCCCACGCCGCUGGACAGCGCGGCCACGGCCAUGACCAUCUUGGGCCCAUGCAAAUUGACACUUUAUUCUGGAUCGCGUCCUGCACAAAGCUGAUCACUGGUAUCGCGUGUAUGCAGCUUGUCGAGCGGGGCGUGCUGACACUCGACGAUACCGAAAUCGUCCAACGCCACUGUCCAGAGCUUCGCCAUGUGCGUGUCCUUCAACCAGACGGUCGCUUGGUUGAGAAGCAGAGGGAUAUCACGUUGAGAAUGCUAUUGAGUCAUACAGCUGGGUUUGGAUACUCAUUCAUCGACGCCAAUCUGCGGGAUCACAACAGGCCAGCAGGGUAUAAUGAGUUCUCGGGACAAAAGAGGGUUUUCUCCAGCCGCUAAUCCAUCAGCCUGGGGAGGCCUGGGAGUAUGGGAUCAGUGUGGAUUGGGCCGGGUUCCUCCUCGAGCGAGUUACCGGUCAGACCUUGCACGAGUAUAUGCAACAGCACAUCUUCCAACCUCUCAGGUUAACUCAUAUUUCAAUGAUUCCCAAUGAAGCGAACCAGGCGAAAUUGGCCUGCAUGCAUCAGCGAGUCAGCAAUGGCCAGCUGUAUGUUCGGAAGGAGCACCCCCUUCAACGCUCACUCGCCAUCGGUCUAUAUCCCAAUGACAGCCCAUCAUCCUUUUGCUUCAGUGGCGGAGCGGGAUGUUUUUCAACGGCACAUGAUUACUAUCGAAUCUUAUCGACCCUCCUCAAUAACGGCACCUGUCCUCUAAUCGGAACACAGCUACUUUCCAGGGAGACUGUUGACGAGAUGUUCCGCAACCAGAUUCCUCAUCUGGCCCCGCUCAAUGGAAAGCAUAUGCCGGCUGCGAAGCCCGAGCUCACGACGGCUGCGACGGGGUUACAGCCAACAGUCGAUGGAAAUCGCCAGGGGUGGGGUCUGACUUUCCUCCUGAGUGGAGGUGAUACAGGUCGCUCGAUCGGGACAGCGCAGUGGACGGGACUGCCAAAUCUCCGAUGGUGGUGUGAUCGGGAGAAUGGGGUGGCCGGUAUUUUUUGCGCCCAGAUUCUACCGUUCGGCGAUCUGAAGGCUUUUUCUCUGGCAGAGGAAAUCGAGAGGCAGGUUUAUGCAGGGUUAAGCGAGGCUCAGCGGGGAAGACCUGGCUAG